AGUGGUAUUGGUCAGUGAUCUGAACGUCAGAGCAGGGCCGGCGUCGUCGCGGCUAUUUUUUUUUCCCCCUUCGCUUCGUCGUUCGACUUUUUCUCUCUCUCUCUCUCUCUUUAUUUAUUUUCUUAUUGUUAUUUUCCCCUUUUUUAAAAAUUUUUUUUUCUCCUUCGCGAAAAAUCACAUCGCUCAUAAAAAACCUCGUCGAGUUUUUACUCUUUUGUCAUCGUAAAUAAUUUCUUUUUUUUUUUUUUUUUUUACAUUUUUAAUAUAAUUAUUUCCUAAAAAAAUCUUAACGUUCCUGUUUAGUCGUUUCGGUUACUCGUUGGAAAUGUAAUAAUCGAAUAUACGUAUAUGUAUGCGUAUAUGAAGGGACAAAAAAUAAAGGGAUACAUAUUAGGUGCAUAUAUAUAUAUAUAUACAAUAAUAUAGUGUGCUACACAGUGGAGUUAACAGUGAAGAUAGGAAACAAUCGCUUUUUCUUCCGAGAUUUUUAGUACAAAUCUAAGCGGAGCAACGGAACGACCAGUGUUGAAGCGGCAGAACGAGUAUAUAUACGAGAGGAAAAAAAAAUAAAAUUAUCGGCGACCUUAUCGGGAUACGAACGAGAAGAAAGAAAACGAAAUUGGAGAACGAAUUAGUUUGCGAAGAAGAAAGAAAAAGAAUCGAUGAAAUGAAGUUUUCAAAUUAAACGCGAGCAUGGAGCAUAAAGAAGUGAAGUCGGAUUCGCAGGAGCAGCAACAACAACAACAAAAGGAACAGUAGCGUUGAGAAAGGGCCUGGAGGAGGUCCUGGAGAAAAGAACGGAAGUUACCCUCUCGAGGAGGACGAGAGGACGUCAUAGUCCGUCUAGGUUGGGCGGCUAAGACGAUGGCCGCAACUGACGGGCAAAUCGUCGUGGCGGCCGCACGUUGGGCCGAGGAAGCAACUUAUUUACGAGAAUUUGUCACUAAGUAUCGCUUGCCGGCUGUGAUCAAGAUAACUAAGGGUCAAUAUGGUGGGCUUGGUGUACCAACUUUGCCAGCACCGAGUCUUCAAAGCACGGCAUUGCUCCUAUCGGCUGGUCGUCGACGCAAAAUUGUAGCACAGGCUGUCAAAAUCAAGGAAGGACGCAGAGUCGUUGGAGUUGGACCAAGACUAGCUAUUCCAGAUUCUUACGCUGGAUAUUUUGAAAUUUUGAGCGAGGAAGGUCGAGCGGUUCGGGGAAUCGAGUCUGUGAACGAGCUAUCUCGAAGAUGCCCGGAGGAAGGAGCCUUGGUAAGAGAAACGGUACGUGGAAUAGCCUGCAGGGUAGAUGAUGAGUCUGGAAUCGUCGUGCCUGAAGGAACAAGAACUCUGGCCGCUGGUGAGACAAUUGUGACAGCCGGCGAGGUAGCAUUACCAGGUCGUGGACGAUUCCUACGAUGCGUCGACUGUCGAGGAGAAAGCAUUCUUCUGGGCAUGGAUCAACGUGGACGUUUCAGUGCACUAGCCAGAGAAGACAACAUCAGUGGGGUUCACACGGCGAAGGCGUUGCUAAGUAAACGUCUACCGCUAACGGUCAGAUUGGUUCACGGGCAGCCACCGAGAGGCUUAAAAUCUUCAUCCCAGUUCGUGCCGGAGCUUAGGCUCCUUUCGACCUUCGAAGAGGAACACGUGUUCGCUUUGCCCUUACAGAGAGAAGGAGCUGCCGUGGCGUUGCCAUUGGCGGCACCUUUGAAGUUAGUCAAGGCGAGAAACGAGGAGGCCCUUAGACUGAUGCAAGAAUUCACGAGGUUGAUCGAACGAGCCUCCCGGCUCGUAGCCGACGUCGCUGAUCGUGCUCAUGUUCUCGACGGUCGCUUAGGCGAAAGUAAGCCCUCGAGACAGACGAGAAGUGCUUCGGGAUUUCUCAGGCGAUCCUCGGCCAACUCGGAAAAUGCUCCUCUGAGUCAUCAUAGAAACAGCAACGGCAGUCAUCAUCAUCAUCAUCAUCAUUAUCACAGUAGCAGUCAUCAGACAUCCUCCGGUCACGUCGGAUACCGGGACGAAAAUCGCGUGCCUCCAUCUUCCUGCACCGAGGAUUAUGACGAGAUCGAUCAAAUUUACGAUUACGUUCGCGGCUUCGCGCCUUUACCCAAAAGCGUCAGAUCUCCCUACGAGAGCCCGUUGAAUCCCGGCCAAAGUUCCAGUCCACCGUUGACACCUGUCACCGUGACAAUUGCGCCAUUGCUCGACGAUAGACCGGAACCGCCACCGAUCGAGACCAUUCCUACCAAGAAAAUUCAAGCUGAAAAGAGAACGAGGCGAGCGGUAAAGGAAGCCCCUCAACCGAAACUUGAAAAGCCACCUUUGGCUAAGUUAUACGUUAAAAAUAGCGGCACUCAAAGGGGACGUCCUUUGAUGAGGCAAAAAAGCGCCUCGCCUUUAAAGGAGACACCACCUGGUUAUAAAGGUGGUUCCCCACUUUUCAAUAUACGCUAUAAGAGUCUGACAAAUUUGCAACAAGCUAUGGAACUUGACGGUACUUUAGAUUCCAGCCAUUCCGGUGGUAGGACAUCCGGUGAUUCCGGUGCUGGUGCUAAACUUCCAGAAAAGAGAUCGCGACGUUUAAGCAGACCAAGAUCGUUGACCAAUUUAGUCUGGGAACUACGAGGUGGAAGCGGGCUUGGAUGUACGAGACCGGAAACACCACCACCCGCUACCACUGCACCAUUACCACCGACCAAAUGCGGGCCCCGUUUAGCUGUCACGGUUGUAGCACCUCGACGCGUUGGCACGCUCUACCUCUAACUCAUCGACAGACGAAGGGCUAAAGAAGGCAAAAGAGCGGACCCAAGAAAAGAUCAAGGACUCUUCUUUAGUCUCCGACUAAUCAAAAUUUAUAGCCAGAGAAUGAUAGAGAGAGAGAGAGAGAAAAAAAAAAUUUGAGAAAUAACUGACAAAACAUUUUGUAUUAUUUAACUUUUAUGCCCGUGAAAGUCGGCCAUAUCGUUUCUAUUCGAUCGAUUGAGCUAACAUAAUAAAUACGAUCUUAUAUAGAAAGAAAGAAAGAAAGAAAGAAA
This is a messenger RNA of Polistes canadensis, 3017 nucleotides long. RefSeq lists its product as uncharacterized. The record is from RefSeq and is a predicted model, not a curated record. Bases 865 to 2745 code for a protein of 626 amino acids. Lineage: Eukaryota; Metazoa; Arthropoda; Insecta; Hymenoptera; Vespidae. The transcript is spliced from 7 exons.